AUGGAGGGCAAUCAUGACGUGGAGCAUGAUAUCGUAAUCGGCAUUGACUUUGGAACCACUUUCUCUGGAGUCAGCUGGGCCUACUCAGGCCAGCCAACUGACAUUGAAGUCAUUAGUCGAUGGGAGUCCAAACUUGGCCGGAACUCCGACAAAGAGAAAACUCCCACGGAAAUGGUCUACCAGGAAAACAAAGGAGGUGUUUUUUGGGGAUACGGAAUCCCUCCUAACUCUAAUCAGAAACCACUGAAGUGGUUCAAACUCCUGCUUGUCGACGAAGACGACCUUCCCCAAAAUGUCCGAGAAUCCAGUCAGAUGGCUACAGCACGAAAGUUGGCAAAGCGCUUCAACAAGGACCCAGUCGAAAUCAUCAGCUGCUAUCUGCGUCAUCUUUGGAACCAUGCCAUCGAGUGUAUUGUUCUCUCUGCGGGCAAAGACCUCGUCAAAAUGUGCAAGUUCCAUGUUGUCAUCACCUUGCCUGCUAUUUGGUCCGACUAUGCCAAGCAGCGCAUGCGCAGAGCUGCAGAAAAUGCAGGCUUAUUAAAGGAGCGCCCCAUCGGAAAUACCACUUUGACAUUCAUUUCCGAGCCUGAGGCUGCUGCUCUGGCCACAAUGAGAGACCAUGGCAGACGGCCGAAUAUCAAUGUCAACGAUCACAUCGUUGUUUGCGAUGCAGGGGGUGGCACUGUGGACCUUAUUACUUAUGAAAUAGUUAGUAAGGAGCCCUUUAUCGUUCGCGAAGCCGUUCAGGGUGAUGGAGGCCUUUGCGGCGGAGUUUUCCUCGAUGAAGCAUUUGUCAAGCUUAUGAAGAAGAAAGUCACACCCGAGGCCUGGAACAAUAUAUCUGAGCUCGAGGUCCGGAAGGCUUUGAAUAAUGAGUGGGAGAACAACAUCAAGACAGCGUUCCAUGGCCAGGACGAAGACUUUUACUUCAGCCUCCCCACUGAGUGUCAAGCUCCGGGUAGUGCUAAGCGCGGCAUCAAACGAAAGAAGAACUUGGUCCUAACUCGCCAAGACCUGCUCUCCGUCUUUGACCCUGUUGUAGACCAGACAGUAGCGCUGGUGGAGAAGCAGAUCGAGAGCGUCUUGAAAAAAACAGGCAGGAAGCCUAAGAAAAUUAUCCUUGUCGGUGGAUUUGGAAGAAAUGACUACCUUCGAAUCCGGAUCGCAGAAGCUGUCGGUGAGGCUAUUGAGAUUCUUCAGAGCUCUGGCAAUAGGCCGUGGAGCGCCAUCAGCCGUGGAGCUGUCAUCCAAGGCCUUACGCAGCGGGACCUCGCACCUGGCCUGUCGGUUAACAUCAACUCUAGAAUCUCACGAAUGAGCUAUGGAGUAGAUUUCGAUUCUGAAUUCGAUAAGCUCCUACAUGAUGAGGAAGAUCGGUUCUGGAAUGAUGACGAACAAAAGUGGAUGGUGCAUGGGCAGAUGGAGUGGUUCCUCGAAAAGGGCGAUGAUGUCUCCAAUACCAAGCCGGUGUGCCACGACUACUAUAAACUGUUUACGUCACCUCCUGACAAGAUCUCCGACACCAUAUACUGCACAAAGGCAUGGCCUGCGCCUGAAUCUCUGAAUGAAGACGUCGAGGAGCUCUGUACCAUCACCUGGACUAAAGACAUUGAUUUUCAGUCGCUUCCACACUAUACCAAUCCGAUUGGAAAGGUCUUUUCCAAGCUAAGCUACAGCAUCGAGAUGACUUGCUCUGGAGGCAGCAUCGACUUCGCCGUUAUUCAUGACGGAAAGCAGGUUGGUGCAAAGAAUGUCACCGUUGUUUUCAAGGAUGAAGAUGAGGACUAA
Messenger RNA from Colletotrichum truncatum, 1788 nucleotides. NCBI's taxonomy places the organism in Eukaryota, Fungi, Ascomycota, Sordariomycetes, Glomerellales, Glomerellaceae. The record is from RefSeq and is a predicted model, not a curated record.